AUGGCCAAUCUGUCACUGAGUGUUAGCAAAAUUGCGAUGCCAUGUGUUUUGGAGGAAUCAGAGUAUAUAUUUCCCGGGGGAUCACCUUCGCUCGCAGUGUUGUUGAAAGACUGCGACAGUUUCCACAAGAAAGAUUCCGGCGCCGGCAUGGCCACCGGAAGCGACGAUCCGGCUCAUCACGUGAUAGAUAUCGAAGCCUUGAACAUACGACACGUGCCGUUCGUACUAUCAUUUAACAAUCUUGAAUACGAUGUCACACUUCGCCGGCGGUUUGACUUCUCGCGGCGAAGUUCCGUUACAGUGAAGACUCUGCUCGAUGAUAUCUCCGGCGAGGCUUGCGACGGUGACGUCCUCGCCGUCCUCGGUGCGAGCGGAGCCGGGAAAUCCACGUUGAUCGACGCGUUGGCUGGACGAGUUGCGGAGGGAAGCCUGAGAGGCUCCGUUACUCUAAACGGAGAGAAAGUCUUGCAAUCUCGGUUGCUGAAAGUCAUAUCGGCUUACGUCAUGCAAGACGAUCUCCUUUUCCCGAUGCUCACCGUCAAAGAAACCUUAAUGUUCGCUUCCGAGUUUCGUCUUCCAAGAAGCUUGUCCAAAUCGAAAAAGAUGGAGCGUGUUCAAGCCCUAAUCGAACAGCUAGGGCUCAGAAGUGCGGCGGACACAUUAAUCGGAGAUGAAGGACACCGUGGAGUCUCCGGCGGAGAGAGACGGCGAGUCUCGAUCGGAAUCGACAUCAUCCAUGAUCCUAUCGUCUUGUUCCUCGACGAACCUACGUCAGGGUUAGAUUCAAGCAACGCGUUCAUGGUGGUCCAGGUUCUCAAACGAAUCGCUCAAAGUGGCAGCAUCGUAAUUAUGUCGAUACAUCAACCUAGUACUCGAAUCAUAGACUUGCUUGAUCGUCUUAUCAUCUUAUCUCGCGGCAAGAGCGUCUUCAACGGAUCUCCGGCGAGUCUUCCUUCUUUCUUCUCCGAUUUCGGCCGUCCCAUACCGGACAAAGAGAACAUCACAGAGUUCGCACUUGACGUCAUCCGAGAGCUCGAAGGAUCAUCUCAAGGAACCAAAGAGUUAGUAGACUUCAACGAAGAAUGGCAACAGAACCAAACUCCACGAGCCACGCCACAAACCACACCAUACCAAGCCUUAUCUCUCAAAGAAGCCAUCGACGCAAGUGUCUCAAGAGGCAAGCUAGUCUCCGGCUCCUCUGGAGCCAAUCUCAUGUCCAUGGACACCGUUUCUUCAUACGCAAACCCGUCACUGUUCGAAACAUUCAUCUUAGCAAGACGUUACAUGAAAAACUGGAUGCGGAUGCCAGAGCUAAUAGGCACACGUAUAGCUACGGUCAUGGUGACCGGUUUUCUCUUAGCCACUGUCUAUUGGAAGCUAGACCAUACUCCAAGAGGUGCACAAGAGAGAUUGACUUUGUUCGCUUUCGUCGUGCCAACAAUGUUCUACUGUUGCUUAGAUAACGUCCCCGUUUUUAUCCAAGAACGUUACAUUUUCUUGAGAGAGACGACGCACAACGCAUACAGAACAUCUUCAUACGUCAUAUCUCAUUCUCUCGUGAACCUGCCUCAGCUAAUUCCACCGGCUAUUGUGUUUGGCUCAAUCACGUUCUGGGCCGUUGGUUUGAGCGGCGGGUUUAGCGGUUUCUUCUUCUAUUGCCUCAUAAUCUACGCUUCUUUUUGGUCAGGAUCAGGGGUUGUUACUUUCGUAUCUGGUCUUGUUCCGAAUAUUAUGAUAAGUUACAUGGUCGCCAUUUCAUAUAUGGCCUACUGUUUGCUGUUGAGUGGGUUCUACGUAAACCGAGAUCGGUUACCGAUCUACUGGUUGUGGUUUCAUUACCUUUCAGUGUUCAAGUAUCCUUACGAGGCUGUCUUAAUCAACGAGUUUGAUGACUCUUCGCGUUGUUUUGUUAAGGGAGUUCAAGUGUUCGACGGUACGCUUCUCGGAGGAGUGUCUGAUUCGGGAAAGGUUAAGCUCCUUGAAACUCUAGGGACAUCUCUGAAGACGACGAUAACGGAGUCCACAUGCUUAAGGACUGGGGCUGACUUCCUUUCUCAGCAAGGUAUUACUGAAAUGGGCAAGUGGGAAUGCUUGUGGAUUACGUUUGCUUUUGGUCUUUUCUUCAGGAUCAUGUUUUACUUCGCAUUGUUGUUUGGGGGUAAAAAUAAGAGGACGUGA
Messenger RNA from Microthlaspi erraticum, 2178 nucleotides. The record is from the annotation of a GenBank genome assembly. NCBI's taxonomy places the organism in Eukaryota, Viridiplantae, Streptophyta, Magnoliopsida, Brassicales, Brassicaceae.